AUGAUUCAGCUCAAGUCACUCAUCAACUGCAUCGACAACUCGGGCGCCGCCAUUGUCGAGUGCGUCAAUGUCCUGCGAUCCAAGCGCCCUGCCAAAGUCGGCGACCGCAUAGUAGUCGUGGUGAAGAAACAGCGCAACUUUGGCCCUGAAACCGGCAACAGCGUAUCCAUCAGCGCAGCCAACAAGGUCCGGCGAGGAGACGUGCGCCACGCCGUCGUGGUCCGGACAGCGAAGAAGUGGCAGCGGCCCGACGGCAGCGUGGUCAAGUUCGACGACAAUGCUUGCGUGCUCAUCAACAAGGCCGGCGAGCCCAUUGGAUCCAGAGUCAGCGGGGUUGUGGCAGCAGAGCUCAGGCAGAAGCAGUGGUCCAAGAUUCUGUCGCUGGCGCCCAUGCACGUGUAG
Messenger RNA from Exserohilum turcica Et28A, 402 nucleotides. RefSeq lists its product as uncharacterized. The record is from RefSeq and is a predicted model, not a curated record. The transcript is spliced from 3 exons. Lineage: Eukaryota; Fungi; Ascomycota; Dothideomycetes; Pleosporales; Pleosporaceae. Gene Ontology annotation, biological process: translation. Gene Ontology annotation, molecular function: large ribosomal subunit rRNA binding; structural constituent of ribosome. The coding region runs from base 1 to 402 and encodes 133 amino acids. Gene Ontology annotation, cellular component: ribosome; mitochondrial large ribosomal subunit.